AUGACAUUUGCCUUGGAGCAUUUGGAAAUUUGCAAAUUGGAGAUGACAUUUGAAGUCCAAUGUUUGGAUGACGAUGAAGCAUUUGAUUUGUUCCAAAAGAAGGUUGGACAAGAAACAUUAGGAAGUGAUCUGGAGAUCCCUGAGCUUGCAAAAGACAUUGCUAGAAAAUGUGGUGGCCUUCCAUUGGCGCUCAAUGUCAUAGGGGAGACCAUGUCAUGCAAGAAGACAGUGGAAGAAUGGCGUCAUGCGAUAAAUGUUUUGACUUCGUACGCUAUAGAGUUUUCUGGCAUGGAAGAUAAGAUCCUUCCGCUUUUGAAGUAUAGCUACGAUAAUCUUAAGGGCGAAGAUGUCAGAUCAUGUUUGCUGUAUUGCGCUUUAUUUCCAGAAGAUGAUAGAAUUGAUAAAGAGAAAUUGAUCGACUACCUGAUAGGCGAAGGUAUUAUAGAUGGAAGUGAAGGUAUAGAGAGGGCUGAGAACAAGGGGUAUGAGAUAAUUGGUGAUCUUGUUCGUGCAUCAUUGUUGAUGGAAGGGAAUAGAUGGAAUGGUCCAAGAAAAGUGGUGCAUAUGCAUGAUGUUGUUCGUGAAAUGGCAUUUUGGAUUGCAUCUGAAUUGGGAAGAGAAAAGGAGGCUUUCAUUGUGCAUGCAGGUGUAGGGUUACGUGAAAUUCCUAAGGUUAAGAAUUGGAACGUUGUGAGAAAGAUGUCACUGAUGAAGAAUAGGAUUGGCAAACUCGAGGGCAGUCCUGAAUGUCCCGAACUCACAACUUUGCUCUUGCAAUGGGGAGAUUUAGUAAGUAUCUCGAGUGAAUUCUUCAAGUCCAUGCCGAAGCUACAGGUGUUGGAUCUAUCAAGUAAUCAAAAUCUCACCAAAGUGCCGGAUGGAGUAUCUGAUUUAGUUUCUUUGAAGUAUCUCAACUUGUCACAUACCGGUAUCCGUCAUCUCCCUAAGGGUCUAAAAAAGCUCAAAAAACUCUUUCACUUGGAUCUCGGGUAUACACGUCAGCUUUCGAGUAUUGCUGGGAUAUCAAAUCUGCAUAAUUUAAUGAUACUGAAAUUAGCUUCCAGUGGCUUUUCAUGGGACGCGGCAUAG
Microthlaspi erraticum is the source of this 1089-nucleotide messenger RNA. Lineage: Eukaryota; Viridiplantae; Streptophyta; Magnoliopsida; Brassicales; Brassicaceae. The record is from the annotation of a GenBank genome assembly.